CCUGAUUUCCUUUCUCACCCUUUUACUCAUCCUUAAAAAAUCCUGUUCCCCAGAGACGGCAAGAGAGCCUCCAGAGAAGUCUCUAAUGGAGUGCAGCUCCCUGAGGUUUUGAUGGAGGGGUGGGGAGAACUCUGGGCCUGGCUCAUGGGGUGCUGUGUCCAGGGAUGUGAGGAGGUGGUCAGAGAAGCCCAGAGGAGACACAGACAUGGCAAAGGAGAGGGACAGGUCCCUGAAGACUCUGCCAAUGUCUUGCCAGCCUUGAUUCAUGGGGCUAUAAGAGACUUUCCUACGAUUUCAGGAAAAUUCAAGUUUUCUCAUGGAUUUCAAAAUAAGAUUGGCAAGGAACAGAAUAACACACUGAUUUUCCGAGAAGACAUGGUUAGUUUCGUGUCAGAUAUGAAUAGAGAUGAAAAGGAAAGAAUUCUCUCUGUGAUGGGAAGUCUCCAUCUCCCGGGGAUCUGGCACAGCCCCAUGGCAUUGCUGAGGAGGAGAAGUUUGGAGUUCGUGAUGACAAAUCCCGCUGAGUGAAUUUUUGAGGGCUGGCCUGUGACUUUCCUUAUUUCAGGCAACAUUUGGUCCAGGCUGCCUAUUCCUAAACUUGAAGACACCAUUAAGAGAUACCUCUGUGCACAGAAGCCUCUCUUGGAUGAUGGCCAGUUCAGGCCCCUGGUUUGAUAUGUACCUGUCUGCUCGAGACUCCAUUGUCUUGAAUUUUAAUCCAUUUAUGGCAUUCAACCCUGACCCAAAGUCUGAGUAUAAUGACCAGCUCACCAGGGCAACCAACAUGACUGUUUCUGCCAUCCGGUUUCUGAAGACACUUCGGGCUGGUCUUUUGGAGCCAGAGGUUUUCCACUUGAACCCUGCGAAAAGUGACACUGAUACCUUCAAGAGACUCAUACGCUUUGUGCCUUCUUCUCUGUCCUGGUAUGGGGCCUACUUGGUCAAUGCUUAUCCCCUGGAUAUGUCCCAAUAUUUUCGGCUUUUCAAUUCAACCCGUUUACCCAAACCCAUUCGGGAUGAACUCUUUACUAAUGAGAAGGCUAGGCACCUCCUGGUCCUAAGAAAAGGACAUUUCUAUGUUUUUGAUGUCCUAGAUCAAGACGGAAACAUUGUGGGUGCCUCUGAAAUCCAGGCUCAUCUGAAGUACAUUCUCUCAGACAGUAGCCCUGCCCCCGAGUUUCCCCUGGCGUAUCUGACUACCGAGAACCGAGACGUCUGGGCAGAGCUCAGGCAGAAGCUGGCGAGUGGUGGCAAUGAGGAGGCCCUGAGGAAAGUGGACUCUGCUGUGUUCUGUCUCUGCCUAGAUGACUUCCCCAUUAAGGACCUCGUCCACUUGUCUCACAACAUGCUGCAUGGUGACGGCACAAACCGCUGGUUUGAUAAGUCCUUUAACCUCAUUAUAGCCAAGGACGGCACUGCUGCUAUCCACUUUGAGCAUGCUUGGGGCGAUGGGGUGGCGGUGCUCAGGUUUCUUAACGAAGUGUUCAAAGACAGCACUCAGGCCCCUGCUGUCACCCCACAGAGCCAGCCAGCCCGCACGGACUCUUCUGUCGCCGUGCAGAAGCUUAACUUCAAGCUGAACGAUGCCUUAAAGACUGGCAUCAGCACCGCUAAGGAAAAGUUCGAUGCCACCGUGAAAACCCUCACUGUCGACCUCAUCCAGUUUCAGAGAGGAGGCAAAGAGUUCUUGAAGAAGCAGAAGCUGAGCCCUGACUCGGUGGCUCAGCUGGCCUUCCAGAUGGCCUUCUUGCGGCAGUAUGGGCAGACGGUGGCCACCUACGAGUCCUGUAGCACUGCAGCAUUCAAGCACGGCCGCACUGAGACCAUCCGCCCGGCCUCCAUCUUCACCAAGAGGUGUUCCCAGGCCUUCGUCAGGGAGCCCUCCAAGCACAGUGCUGGAGAGCUUCAGCAGAUGAUGACCAAGUGCUCCACGUACCACGGCCAGCUGACCAAAGAAGCAGCAAUGGGCCAGGGCUUUGACCGACACUUAUUUGCUCUGCGUUACCUGGCAGCAACCAAGGGGAUUGUUCUGCCUGAGCUAUACCUGGACCCUGCAUAUGGGCAGAUAAACCACAACAUCCUGUCCACGAGCACUCUGAACAGCCCAGCAGUGAACAUUGGUGGCUUUGCCCCUGUGGUCCCUGAUGGCUUUGGCAUUGGGUAUGCUGUUCAUGACAACUGGAUAGGCUGCAACGUCUCCUCCUACCCAGGCCGCAAUGCCCGGGAGUUUCUCCAGUGUGUAGAGAAGGCCUUAGAAGACAUAUUUGAUGCCAUAGAAGGCAAAUGCAUCAAAACUUAGCUUCUGAGUGGGUGAAAAACUUCCAUCACUUCAUGGACAUGAAAAUUGGAGCCUAAUAGCCAGUAGGUGCUAGUGUAAGAAUGAAACUAAUCAUGAGGUGCCUAAGCAGCCAGUGCUGUAAGACUUGAGCUUUAAGGUCAUGGUUUUAAAGCUAAACAUAUAAUUUCCAAGUGGGACUAGAUCACAAUUAAGGGUAAUGUGAGAUUUCAAUUUUAAGGACAUUUGAUCAGAAGGUGGGAUUUGGAAAAAUAACUCUCAGGUGUAUUUAUUGUUGAAGCAGAAAUAAAAUUUAAUUGUUGCUUGGA
Molecule: messenger RNA, 2604 nt
Organism: Herpailurus yagouaroundi (jaguarundi)
Lineage: Eukaryota; Metazoa; Chordata; Mammalia; Carnivora; Felidae
Gene: CPT2
Product: carnitine palmitoyltransferase 2
Exons: 5
Coding region: 647-2299 (550 amino acids)
Biological process (GO): fatty acid beta-oxidation
Cellular component (GO): mitochondrion
Molecular function (GO): carnitine O-palmitoyltransferase activity
Source: RefSeq, a predicted model, not a curated record